AUGGAUCACUUAUCUUAAAGGCAAUUACUAUAAUUAUUGUAUGAAAAGGAUUGUUAUAUUUAAGCACUUGAAUAGUAGUUAGAAUUUAGUAGACAAGAAGUUUAAUUGCUUAAAAGUCAAAAAUAAUCAAUAUUUAUUCAAAAUGUCUCCUCUGAUGAAGAUUGCAAUAUAGAUGAGAAUUCAGAACCUGCAAUUAGCGAUAGCAGAGUGGAAUAAUUUUAGAGUUCAGGCUAGAAGAUUAAAUUAAAAGCUCCUCUUUAAAAUAGCAACAAUUUUAAUAUCUCUCAAUUUAGACAAUCUACUUAAUAAGUAAGGCAAAAGGCUUUAGAUUAUUUUGAUAUAUAAACUGCUACUACUAAUAAUGCAAGAGUUAACAAUGAAUAGUUGUUUGAUGAUUUAUUCAUUUUAGGAUUAGGAUAAGAACAAUAAAAUGAACCAUAAUAAACAUUUAUAGUCAAGCUAGAAAAUCAAUAACAAAUUCUCUCUAUUUCCAAAUUCAUAUUACCAGACGGAUGCAAACCUAUAGUUCUUCCUUUGGCUUUUAGUUUGGAAGACAUCAACUUAAUGAUGAAUCAUAAUUAUCAGAUAGAUUCCCCCAAUUGUUUUGUUAUUCUGACCAAGUAAACUGAGAAACAAUAAUUAAAAUAUCAUAUUUGUUAUCGUUACAAUGAUUUUACAGUUUUAAGCCCAUUGUAGGUCAGAUUUAGCAAAAGAGCAAUUUGUUUUACAACCAGCAAAUGUUUAGUUGACUUUUAUCAGCAAAUCCUAAUUGUAAUUUUAUCUUAGUUAAAAUCCAUGAGAAGUAACCUUUAUUCGAGAACAAACAACAUUUCGUUAGCAGAUUCAAAUUACUUUGAUAAGAAUAUUGCUUAAAUAUGUUUGAGGAUAUUAUCACAGUUAUCUUAAAAGAACUACCCAAAUUUCAUUACAAUUAAUAAUCAAGAAUUAAAAAUAAGCGAAAAUGAUAAUAUUUAAUGGGGAAUUCCACAAUUAUUUAAGAAAUUAGAUUCUUAAAGUUUGAUUAAAAUCUUUUUAAGUUGUUUAAUUGAGAAAUCAAUUGUUUUUGUUAGCAAAUCGCCUUAUUUAUCAACUGCAGCAUGUUUACUGUGUUAAAAGUACUUACUUAAACCAUUUGCAUGGAUUCAUCCAAUAAUUAGUAACUUGCCUUUGGAAAAUAUUGCAUAUUUAGGAAGUCCUGUGCCAAUAAUUGCAGGCAUAGAAUGUAAUUUCUCUAUUCUAUAUAGUCAAGGGAUUAUUAAUAAGUUUUAGAAUGCUAUUUUUAUUAAUUUGGAUAGCAAAUAAUAGAUAUAAUUUGGAAACACAGAUUAAAUUCCACUUUUAUCAGCCGAAUUAAUGGCUCAUCUUUUGGGAAGGUUAGAUUCGUACUUUUAAAAAUGUUAGUCAAAUCAUAGUAACUACAGUUAAUGUCUGUAAAUUUUUAAUUAGUUGUUUCAUGCAAGAGUAAUAAGAAAUAUUCCAAUAGAACCAAUUAGAUAGAAUACUUAUUAAACUUCAAAAGCUAUUAAUAAAGUAUUACUAGAUUAUGAGAGAAUAGCCUAAAAGACAUUGUAAAAUAUGGGAACAGUAAAUUCUGAUCAAGUAAUUUGGAAACAAUUUUUUCAAACACAAAUUUUUAUUUAAUUUAUUGAUUAAUAUUAUCAUUGA
Molecule: messenger RNA, 1665 nt
Organism: Paramecium tetraurelia
Lineage: Eukaryota; Ciliophora; Oligohymenophorea; Peniculida; Parameciidae
Exons: 4
Source: RefSeq, a predicted model, not a curated record